Messenger RNA from Salvia hispanica, 696 nucleotides. NCBI's taxonomy places the organism in Eukaryota, Viridiplantae, Streptophyta, Magnoliopsida, Lamiales, Lamiaceae. The record is from RefSeq and is a predicted model, not a curated record.
AUGACGGACAAAAUAAAACAAUGGCCAAGUAAGACUCUCUCUUUAGCUGGGCGCUUGGAACUGAUUACAUCUGUCUUGCAGGGCGUGGAAGCUUACAGGCUUCAAGAAGGAGGCUUGGGAAUCAGAAACCUCAAGGCUUGGAACUCGGCGCUUCAUGCCAAGAUCCUUUGGAACAUUCACUCAAAGAAGGACUCUCUCUGGAUUCGGUGGAUUCACUCAGAAUUUAUUGGGAAUGGUUCUAUUUGGGAGUGGACGGCACACAAGAAGAGGGAUUCCAUGCUCAUCAAGAAACUUUUAUCCAUUCGGGAUGAGAUGUUGGGCAGGUGCACUAGAGACGAGAUCAUUGCACUAUGGAGCAAAUGGUUUGAGGGAAAAGGGGUCCAUGAGGCCUAUGACUGGUUUAGGCCGAGAGGAGGCCUUUCCACACGUGAUCGCCUCCACUACAUGGAGAAUUUGGACAGCACUUGUCAGAUUUGCCGCCGUGAGGAGGAAUCAGUGGAUCAUCUUUUCUUCAAGUGCCUAAAGUCUUGGGCAGUUUGGGGUAAGAUCAUGCUCUGGCUUGGCAUUGCGAGGAGAUCGACGACGAUUAGGAGUGUCAUCAAAUGGGCAGGACGGCAUAUUAGAGGAUCACAGAUUGUUCAGAUGGCAAAGAGGAUUGCUCUCAUGGCUUCAGUAGCGAUCAUUUGGAGGACUUAG